GGAUUCCUCCGAGACUUCCCGCAAACGGUGCGUGGAGUUGCCGAGUCUGUGAUCAAUGCGGCCGUGGAAAUCUAUGUCCGAAUGGCCAGGGAGUUGUUGCCUACACCGGCCAAGUCUCACUACGUGUUCAAUCUGCGUGAUUUAUCCAAAUGCAUUCAAGGAUUACUACAAGCAGACACUGGUGUGAUCCGUGAGAAGAAAACAUUCUGUCGUCUGUUCUUCCAUGAGGCACAGCGGGUCUUUCAUGAUCGACUCAUAGAUCGAACUGACAAGCAAUUCUUCAACGAGAUGUUGGCAGAAAUGUCCUCAAAAUACUUUAGUGAGACUCGGGAAUAUGCAUACAGUCACACGGAGAAAAAGUGA
Molecule: messenger RNA, 363 nt
Organism: Echinostoma caproni
Lineage: Eukaryota; Metazoa; Platyhelminthes; Trematoda; Plagiorchiida; Echinostomatidae
Source: the annotation of a GenBank genome assembly